Messenger RNA from Rubroshorea leprosula, 2444 nucleotides. Lineage: Eukaryota; Viridiplantae; Streptophyta; Magnoliopsida; Malvales; Dipterocarpaceae. The record is from the annotation of a GenBank genome assembly.
AGACCUUACCUCCAGCCAAAACAAUGUCUCUUCCCUUUCUGAUUCCCUUCCUCUUCUUCGUUUCUCUCUUUUCAAAGCCCUCACCCUCAUCAUCAUCCCAACUACAAUCCUUCUCAAUCUCCAACUCCCCAUGGAAGCCAACCCAAAACAAGACCCUCCUCUCCUCUAAUGGCGUCUUUGCCGCUGGUUUUCGUCCAUUACCCACUUCUCAAAACAACUAUACUUUCUCAAUUUGGUACCAGAAUGUGUCCGAGAAAACUGUCGUUUGGUCCGCUAAUGCCCCUUCCCCGCUCGAUCAAAAUGCCUCUCUGGUCAUAACAAGCAUCGAUCAAAAUGCCUCUCUGGUCAUAACAAGCAACGGCAGCCUCUGUUUGAUGAACUCGGUUGGGAUCAACGUCUGGCAUCCGGUGGCGGCUACUGGAAAUCCCAACUCUACGAGGUUGAUUUUGAGUAAGCAAGGAAAUCUUGUGUACAACGGAACCUCCUGGCAGAGUUUUGAUUAUCCAACUGAUACGAUUUUACCGACCCAGAACAUGAGUGCGAGGUCCACGGUGAUGGUGUCGGCGAAUGGGAAAUUCAGUUUUCGGAAUGGCAAGAAUUUGUUUUUUAACCCUUCUGAGAUCUACUGGACCGCCGAAAAUGGGUUUCAGAAACUGGACGUCGACGGUACGGUGAUUCAAAUGAAUGGGAAUCGGUUGUUUUCUGCAGAUUUUGAUGAAGACAGGUUGAGGAGAUUGAAGCUCGACGAAGAUGGAAAUCUGAGGAUUUACAGUUUCGAUCCCGAUACUCGGAAAUGGGAUGUUGCUUGGGAAGCGGUGCAACAGAUUUGCACAAUCCAUGGAACCUGCGGGCCUAAUGCUAUCUGCAUCAACGAUGGGUUAAGUUCCAACACAUCCUGCGUUUGCCCCCCGGGAUUCAAGAAAGCUAACAGAGAAGAAGGCGGUUGCGAGAUCAAAAUCCCUCCAAGUCCUGGGAAUUUCAAGUUUAUUCGGCUAGAUUAUGUCAACUUCACAGGUGGAUCCAAUCAGAGCGAUCUGCAGGUCUCGAACCUUUCCAUGUGUCAACACAGAUGCCUCGCCAAUAUGAGUUGUCUGGGGUUUCAGUUUAAGUACGACGGGAAAGGGUACUGUGUGCUCCAGCUGGAUCGGAUGCUAUAUGGGUAUUGGUCGCCGGGAACCCAAGCGGCAUUCUUCCUCCGCGUCGACAGAUCGGAGACGGAUGAAUCCAACUUCAUUGGAUUAACAGAGCUGUUGAACACGACAUGCCCCGUUCGGAUAAAACUCCCAUCCCCACCAGAAGAAUCGAACACAACGACUCGAAAUAUAAUCAUAAUCUGUACUCUUGUCACCGUCGAGUUGAUUUCCGGUGGUCUUUUCUUCAGCGUAUUUGUGAAGAAAUACAUCAAGUACAGAACAAUGGCGCAAACCUUUGGUCUUCAAUUCUUGCCUUCUGGGGGGCCAAAACGGUUCACCUACGGCGAACUCAAAGCCGCCACAGGUGACUUCUCCAAUCUGAUCGGAAAAGGUGGCUUCGGUGACGUUUACAAAGGAGAAUUAACUGACCACCGCAUCGUGGCCGUCAAGUGCUUGAAGAACGUCACAAAAGGGGAUGCGGAAUUCUGGGCGGAGGUGACGAUCAUUUCCCGGAUGCACCACCUCAACCUCGUCCGGUUAUGGGGCUUCUGCGCCGAGAAAGGCCAAAGAAUUUUGGUCUACGAAUAUGUGCCUAAUGGCUCUCUUGAUAAAUACCUUUUUCGCAAGCGGGUCGGAUCUCGAGAACCAAUCACAGAGUCAACGAAUAUUCCGGUACUUGAUUGGAAUAUUCGAUACCGGAUCGCUCUCGGUGUGGCAAGAGCAAUUGCAUAUUUACAUGAGGAGUGCUUGGAAUGGGUUCUACAUUGUGACAUUAAACCGGAAAACAUACUCUUGGGGGAUGACUUCUGCCCCAAGAUUUCAGAUUUCGGGUUAGCUAAGCUAAGGAAAAAGGAGGAUGUUGUUCGUAUGUCUCAGAGGCGGGGUACCCGUGGAUACAUGGCGCCGGAAUGGCUAAGUUUGGAUGUGAUUACACCAAAAGCAGACGUGUAUAGUUUUGGGAUGGUGUUGCUAGAGAUAGUGAAUGGGGUUAGGAACUCUGAGACUCAAGGGUCUAUGAACAGUGAAGACUGGUAUCUUCCAGGGUGGGCAUUCAAUAAGGUGUUUAAGGAGAUGGAUGUGGAGGACAUUUUGGACCGUCAAAUUAAGCACUGCUAUGACGCCCGGAUUCAUUUCCAUAUGAUCGACCGGAUGGUGAAGACGGCAAUGUGGUGCCUGCAAGCUCAGCCGGAGAUGAGGCCGUCCAUGGGGAAGGUUGCUAAGAUGCUGGAAGGAACUGUGGAAAUUACUGAACCCAAAAAACCCACCAUCUUCUUCUUAGGAGACGAGUAAACAUUAUUUGUCUUUUUUUAA